Messenger RNA from Fulvia fulva, 1023 nucleotides. RefSeq names its product Arabinan endo-1,5-alpha-L-arabinosidase A. Gene Ontology annotation, biological process: carbohydrate metabolic process. The coding region runs from base 1 to 1023 and encodes 340 amino acids. Gene Ontology annotation, molecular function: arabinan endo-1,5-alpha-L-arabinosidase activity. Lineage: Eukaryota; Fungi; Ascomycota; Dothideomycetes; Mycosphaerellales; Mycosphaerellaceae. The transcript is spliced from 2 exons. The record is from RefSeq and is a predicted model, not a curated record.
AUGACAUUCACACUCCUCCACGCAUUCCUCCUCCCCGCCCUCAUCAGAGCAUCACCGCUCCUAAAACGAGACUACCCACCCGUCGGCGCCUGCUCAGGCAAAUGUCAAGGCCGCCUCCACGAUCCCGCCGUAAUCUACCGCGAAGACACAUCCACCUACUACCGCUUCACCACGAACGACGGCCUCCACACCGCCACGGCCCCAAGCAUCGAGGGUCCGUGGACAGACCAAGGCCCAGCCCUUCCGGACGGCUCCAGCAUUGAUUUACCAGGGAACAAGGAUCUAUGGGCUCCCGACCUCUUCCACUACCAAGAAACCUACUACCUCUACUACUCCGUCUCGCAAAUAGGCUCCAAAAACUCCUCCAUAGGCGUCGCCACCUCCCCCUCCCUCGACCCCGGCUCCUGGACCGAUCACGGCUCCAUCGGAAUCCCUACCUCCCCGGAUUACAACCGCAUCGAUGCCAACCUCUACUACCCCAGCGGCGGGUCCCCCGUUUUGAAUUUCGGGUCGUUCUGGCAGAAUAUCUUCCAAUUCUCCAUGGAACCCUCUCUACUGAAGAUCACUGGUGAGGCGAAGCAUAUCAGCCAAAACACCACCACUCGUCCAGCAGGUCUAGUAACGGGAGCGCAAGAGGGCGCGUACCUGUUCUUCUGGCAAGGGUAUCAUUACCUCUUCCUCUCAGGCGGGAAUUGCUGUAAUGAGCCUGGCCAGGGGAGUGGGCUUGCACCCGCUGGGGAGGAGUAUCAUAUCCUCGUGUGCCGGUCUUCCGAGGCGUCGGGUGGCUUUGUGGAUCGGCAGGGACGGGAUUGUCUCAAUGGGAAUGGGGGGACGUUGUUGCUUGGUAGUCAGGGAGAUGUGUAUGCGCCGGGUGGGCAGGGGGUGAUGUUUGACCCGAAGUUGAAGAUGGUGGUUGUUUAUUAUCAUUAUGUCAAGCCGAGUGUGUCGUAUGCGUAUGAUGAUUUCUUCUUUGGGUGGAAUAAGUUGGAUUUUGAGGGUGGGUGGCCGAGGGUUGUGGCGUAG